AUGGUCCCUUGGGCACAUCUCCAGCAGUCAGGCUGGAUUUCCAGUGCUCAAGGCCUCUUUCAUUUCCAGAUUACCAGAUUACCAGGUCCUAAAACAAUUUUCAAGAUUUUGACAGGAGAACAGAGAAGACCAGCAGCACCUAAAACAUCCACAAGUACCAGGUCCUAUGCUUUCCUGAUGGCCCUGGUGGUGAUGAACUACUGGUCAACCUGCUCUCUAGGAUGUGACCUGCCUCAGACUCAUUACAUCAGGAACAAGAGAGCCUUCACACUCCUAGCACAAAUGAGGAGACUCUGCCUUCUCUCCUGCCUGAAGGACAGAAAGGAAUUUGCAUUCUCUCUGGAGAAGGUAGAUGCCCAGCACAUCCAGAAGGCUCAAGCCAUCCCUGUCCUGCAGCAGCUGACCCAGCAGGUCCUCGUCCUCUUCAGCUCAAAGGACUCAUCUGCUGCUUGGGAGACAGCCCUCCUAGACACCUUCUGCACUGGCCUCCACCAGCAGCUCAAUGACCUGCAAGCCUGUCUGAUGCAGCAGGUGGGGGAGCAGGAACCUCCCCUGAGCCAGGACGAUUCCCUGGUGGCUGUGAGGAAAUACUUCCACAGGAUCACUGUCUACCUGAGAGAGAAGAACCACAGCCCCUGUGCCUGGGAGGUGGUCAGAGCAGAAGUCUGGAGAGCUCUGUCUUCCUCAGCCAACUUGCUGGCAAGAUUGGGUGAGGAAAAGGAGUAA
Phodopus roborovskii (desert hamster) is the source of this 726-nucleotide messenger RNA. RefSeq names its product interferon alpha-12-like. Gene Ontology annotation, molecular function: type I interferon receptor binding; cytokine activity. Gene Ontology annotation, biological process: T cell activation involved in immune response; positive regulation of peptidyl-serine phosphorylation of STAT protein; natural killer cell activation involved in immune response. The coding region runs from base 1 to 726 and encodes 241 amino acids. The record is from RefSeq and is a predicted model, not a curated record. Lineage: Eukaryota; Metazoa; Chordata; Mammalia; Rodentia; Cricetidae. Gene Ontology annotation, cellular component: extracellular region. The transcript has 2 exons.